CUCAUCCUCAUAAGACCCUCCUGAAAACCCGAUAUUGUUUUACACAGUGGCAUUGUGUACCAGACCAUUCUUCCAGCAUAAUAGCAGCACACUCCCUGCAUCAGCUGCCCAACUGUUCUGACUUUAUGUCAUAGUGGAGGAGUUGGUGGCUGGCAAAUGUGGCUAGCCUUGGUACUAAGAUGAAUGGCUCAGGACAAGGUACCCAUUGUUUGGCCUCUGACGUUGCCCCUCUGCAUUGGGUGGCCCCGAGUGCUACACAUCCUGGGCUUCUUUUUAAAAGAUGGGGGCUGUCCAAAACCCUCUGCCUGAAAAUUGUUCUUGCCACAGCCAUUCUCCCAGGAGACACUACUUAGCAAAACCCAUACAAUGUGCAAGAAAUUUGUUGGAACCUGGAAACUUGUCUCUAGUGAAAACUUUGAUGAUUACAUGAAAGAACUGGGGGUGGGGUUGGCCACCAGGAAACUUGGCAGUUUAGCCAAACCCAAAGUCAUCAUCAGUGUGAAGGGGGAUGAGAUCAUAAUCAGAACUGAAAGCACCUUCAAAAACACACAGAUCACUUUUAAACUGGGCCAGGAAUUUCAAGAAACCACAGCUGAUGACAGGAAAACCAAGACUGUCAUAACUUUAGAAAGAGGUGCCCUCGUACAAGUGCAGAAGUGGAAUGGUAAGGAAUCAACAAUACGGAGGAAAAUUGUUGAUGGGAAAAUGGUGGUGGAAUGUGUCAUGAAAGGUGUCACAUGUACAAGAGUUUAUGAGAAGAUAUGAAGAAUCUCCAUCACUCAAGCAGACUGAAAUCGAGUUUUUCAGAUUGUUUCCAUGGUGAAGAAUGGGAAGCCAUCCACCUGCUCAUUUGUCUUGUUUCCUUUGAAUGAGGAGCAACUAAACUAUAUAGAGAGAUUUUAAUAAACAUGGUGUAAGCAAUAUGAAAGUAUUUGUGACUCAAUAAAUGUUUACCAGUGAAAAA
Sceloporus undulatus (fence lizard) is the source of this 964-nucleotide messenger RNA. RefSeq names its product myelin P2 protein-like. The record is from RefSeq and is a predicted model, not a curated record. Gene Ontology annotation, molecular function: fatty acid binding. Lineage: Eukaryota; Metazoa; Chordata; Lepidosauria; Squamata; Phrynosomatidae. The transcript is spliced from 4 exons. Gene Ontology annotation, biological process: fatty acid transport. Gene Ontology annotation, cellular component: nucleus; cytosol. The coding region runs from base 367 to 765 and encodes 132 amino acids.